CUCUUCUUCACAUCUUCCAUUUGCAUUGAUAUAAUAUUAAGCAAAGCAACAUGGAAAUGAAAAAGGUUCUUUGGGGUGUUUUAUUGUUUGGUUUUGUUCUUGGAAUGGCCGAGAGCUUUGAUUUCAACGAGAAGGAGCUAGAAUCGGAGCAAGGGAUAUGGGAUUUGUACCAGAGGUGGAGAAGCCAUCACACUGUUUCACGAAGCUUGGGUGAGAAGCAGAAGCGCUUCAACGUGUUUAAAGCCAACGUGAUUAACAUCCACAAUGCGAAUAAAAUGGACAAGCCUUACAAGCUGAAGUUGAACAGGUUCGCCGACAUGACCAACCAUGAAUUCAUGACCAUCUAUGCUAACUCCAAGGUGAGUCACCACAGAAUGUUCCGAGGCAUGCCACGUGGCAACGAUACUUUCAUGUAUGAGAACGUUGGUAGGGUUCCUUCUUCGGUGGAUUGGAGGAAGAAAGGUGCUGUCACUGAUGUAAAGGAUCAAGGCAAAUGUGGUAGUUGUUGGGCCUUUUCAACGGUUGCAGCCGUUGAAGGUAUUAACCAGAUUAAAACAGAUAAGCUGGUGUCCUUGUCUGAGCAAGAACUUAUAGAUUGUGACACUAAAGAGAAUGAAGGAUGCAAUGGUGGGUUAAUGGAAAGUGCAUUUGAUUUUAUCAAACAACAUGGUAUAACUACAGAAAGCAAUUACCCUUAUGAAGCAAGAGAUGGAACUUGUGAUGCAUCAAAGGUGAAGAAACCUGCAGUGUCAAUUGAUGGACAUGAAACUGUCCCAGUGAACAAUGAAGCUGCAUUGCUCAAAGCUGUUGCUCAUCAACCUGUAUCAGUAGCGAUUGAUGCUGGCGGAUUUGGCUUCCAGUUCUACGCAGAGGGAGUAUUUACGGGAUUGUGUGGCACUGAUCUGAAUCAUGGGGUAGCAAUUGUGGGGUAUGGAACAACUCGAGAUGGAACCAAAUAUUGGACAGUGAAGAACUCGUGGGGACCCGAAUGGGGAGAAAAUGGUUACAUCAGAAUGCAAAGGGACGUAUUGAACAAGAGAGGUCUAUGUGGCAUAGCAAUGGAGGCUUCCUAUCCAAUCAAAACCUCCUCCUCCAAAUCCAUGGAACAUUCUUCGUUUCUCAAGGACGAGCUUUGAAUCAUUUCUUCAUAAUUGCUAUCUAACUUUAUUAAGGGAGAAAAAAAAUAAAAUAAUUUGU
This is a messenger RNA of Vigna unguiculata (cowpea), 1197 nucleotides long. Its product is annotated as vignain-like. Gene Ontology annotation, biological process: proteolysis. Gene Ontology annotation, molecular function: cysteine-type peptidase activity. NCBI's taxonomy places the organism in Eukaryota, Viridiplantae, Streptophyta, Magnoliopsida, Fabales, Fabaceae. The record is from RefSeq and is a predicted model, not a curated record.